Williopsis jadinii is the source of this 1538-nucleotide messenger RNA. It is a transcript of the gene KAR4, whose product is annotated as Kar4p. Gene Ontology annotation, cellular component: RNA N6-methyladenosine methyltransferase complex; nucleus. Gene Ontology annotation, molecular function: mRNA binding. The record is from RefSeq and is a predicted model, not a curated record. Bases 259 to 1530 code for a protein of 423 amino acids. NCBI's taxonomy places the organism in Eukaryota, Fungi, Ascomycota, Saccharomycetes, Phaffomycetales, Wickerhamomycetaceae. The transcript has a single exon.
CGGCAAUCAAAAGCGUUGGAAUACAGGUAGUUGAAGCAGGUUUGGUGGUAGAAUUUGUGCAAGGUUUCUCAUCUGUUUCAAGUGAUUGUGGGAUUACAGUGGUUUAGGAAAGUGGGACAUUCUGUUUGAGAGGUAUAAAAUAAGAAGCACCUUACCGGUUUGCGUUUAGUUUGAUCUGCUCGUAUAACAAGCUCAGGGUGAAGAAGGGCGAGGUAUAAACAAGGACCCAGAUACAAGGGAAAAGGACACUGAGCGAGGAUGUCGAAGCGCGACCACAAGAAUGAAGCAGCAUGGAGAGGCAAUGGGAAUGGCGCACAGAAGAGAUAUGCCUACGACCGCGGUGCCAUGGGCGGGUUUGGCAGCAGUGCUUCCAAUACGCGGAAGGAGCCUGUUCAGAAGUUGGACCAGUCAUAUCAGCAACAUCAACAAGCCCAUCAGCGAGCAUCGUCACAGCAUUUGACGGUAGUGCCUACACCGCGCUCUACGCUUGAGGAAUUCACAAGGCCGCCUUCCAUGUGGCAUCAUCGAAGCCACUCUGAUAUGUCUUCUAGGAUCCAGGACAUCAAGGUGAAGCCAGGGACCUUUAAGGAGAACGACUUUACCGCUAACUACAUGGUGACUGAUGAGCUACCGGUGAAUUUUGUUCGUAACGUUAAGAACCCGGUAGAGGGUUAUCCCAAGCUACAGAGGCUAUUCCAUCUGAAGGAACGCCAAACUGAUAAAUUCGCAUCAAUUCCCUACGGUGCUCGCGUAGAGCUCAAGAACAUGGUCCCCACGUUGAACCGAUGGAUCGUCAGGGAUAGAUUGGUGUUCGACGUGAUAAUGAUUGGUGGUCUCACGGAGAACCAGUUCAUUUACCAAUUCUUGGUACAGAUUCCACUGGAGAGGCUAUGCUCCAAACCUGGGUUCCUCUUCAUCUGGGCAUCGUCCCAGCAAAUUAAUGAACUGACCAAGUUGCUGAACUCUGAUGGCUGGACAAAGAAGUUUAGAAGAUCGGAAGAAUUGGUGUUUGUUCCAGUGAACAAGAAAUCUCGGUACUACCCAACCGGGAUCUCCAAAGAUGAAACAGCAGCAUUUGAGAGUUUGCAGUGGCACUGCUGGAUGUGUAUCACAGGAACCGUGAGAAGAUCUUCAGAUGGACACCUCAUCCACUGUAACGUGGAUACAGAUUUAAAGAUUGAGAAUGAAGAAGAGAACCAAAACCAGGUUGUACCAACCCAUAUUUACAAAGUCGCGGAGAACUUCAGUUCUGCCACCAGAAGAUUACACAUCAUACCGGCAAGAUCGGGCUAUAACAACCCUGUGAUUCCAAGACGUGGAUGGGUUAUCAUGAGCCCAGACAUAAUCAUCGACAAUUUUGAUCCUGCAAGGUACAAGGCUGAGAUCAUGAAGAUUGGAUCUAACGUGCCUCAGGACCAAGACAUUGAAAACAUUAGACCAAAGAGUCCAGUUCCACGUAAUGCUCAGUUGCACACUGGAGGUCAAAAGCAACAACAACAACACCCUAAUAAUCAAAUAGCUACGUAUUAGACCUGAAU